GAAAUAAAGCGAAGCAUUUGUUGGAAACACGUUUUUCACACAGCUUGUCUAUAUUGGUGCAAUAAUUCCUGUACCCAGGCAGCUUAGCUGAGGUUCAGCUCUUUAGUGGUGGGUGCUGCCUCCAAACAGUUACAUGCACAACCUAGGUGAAGAUAUUUCUAUUUCUGUACAGGAAGUGGAAUAAGAAGUGUAGCUGCAUGGCUGCCUGUUCUAUCUUAAUUAGCAAUUGGAGAAAAAACAAAGUGGUCUUGAUUUAAAACGUUGAUCUGUGUGAGUUGUGGUCUUACUGAGAAGGUCUCCUGUAGUCUAUUUAUUACUUAUACAACAGCUUUGUUCUGAGGUGGCCAGUGAUGUGGUUUCCAGCAGUAAUAAUUUCCAGUCUAAGGAAGAUGUUUGAAGGUUUGAGUUUGAGAGUUACUCUUCAGUCAGUCUACUUGGCUUGUUCGUUCUGCGUUCAUUUUUCAGAUUCUUCAGAUUCUCCCAUUCUUUUGUAUUCUCUCGUAUUCUAUUGUCACGAGUAUUAAAAUAUAAAAAAAAGAAGAGAAGGGGAAGCACUUGAUCUCUUAUAAUUUGAUUCAGUGUAUAACUUGCUACUACACAUCAGUAUAUUUUGUAUUUUACAUUUAUAUACAUUUUUGCAAGUAGGUGAAUGAGCUUUCUGAAGUUCUAGAACAGUAACUGCUAAUUAAGAGUACCCAUUUCAUUAGUGUGUUUUAGUAGAUGAGGUUUCUAGCAGCAUUAAGCUUCAAUUCAAUGUUCAGUUGAAGUAGAAAGUGAAUGCAAAAGGUGUUGCCUGUGACAUUUACAUUGUUCUCACUAGGCAGGGGCGCUUAGCCAGCUUGCCAGUUUUCGUUUGCAUUUCUUCUGAGUUUUUUGGUUUGUUUAAGUGUGAGUUAUGGUGAGGUGCAGGCACAGCAAAGUUUUGCAAGAAGUUUAUUUCCCGAAGUAACUGAAUUUGCCUCUUUUUGGGACUUGAGCUGCUGAAUUAUACAUUUCACUUCAGAUGUGUUAAAGGUAGACGUUUCACUCGUGUUUGACUUCUGGGGAUCUUCUUUCAUAUUCUUCACAACCAUACUCAGCAUGAACGUGAUUAUUUUAAUAAUUGUUUCAAGGCAAUAGGGCAGAUUUUUUUUCCAUCCUACAUAACAUUUAUAAUAUUUGAUAAUGAGUAGUUUGGAAAGUUUAUUUAAGAAUCAGGGAUCUCAUAUAUAUAAAUAUAUAUCUGUGGGAGUGUAUACGUGUAAUUACUUCAGAAGUUUUUUUUUUUUUUUUUUUUCUUUUCUUCUCUUUGAUGUUCCUAGCACAGUGCAAGCCUCACAAGUGUUUGUCUUUUGAGCGUAGAACAGUUCAUACUACACUGUGCUUGGUCUUAGUAAAAAGGCUGCAGAGUGAUCCUUUAUGGUCAGAACUGGAUGAACUAAGUUAUUCAUCUCAGUUAGCUGUUUAUUGUGCUUUCAGUGCUCUUCACAGAACUCCUAUUAACAUUUUGACUGUGUCACAGAAAUUAAGGAUAGUAUUUAUGUUCUUCUAAUACAACCUGUGUCCAGUGGCAGGGUUCACAAAGUUAGUCCAUCCCCUGUUCUCCAUGUUUAUAUGUAGUCAUCUGUCUGUCAUCAUUUUGUUUUCUUCUUUCUAAAAUAAAAUGAGAAGAGCUUAAGGAAAUACCCAAAACAUCUUAAUCAAAAGAAAACAGGAUUUUUUUUUUUUUUGACUAUAAUAAACGAGGCAUCAGAUUUUCAUGAAAGGUUACUAUUCCAACUUCAGCAUGUGUAUAUUUGUACACAAAUUGUAUAUCUUUAUGCCAUGAAUAUUAUCUCUGGACAAUUUAGAUAUAAAAGGAGGAUCCCUCCCAUUUGUGCUACAUGUAUGGAUUCCUCGGAGCUGCAAGGAGAACAAGCAGUUGUGUAUCAGUAGUCUUUGCAUCUCGUGCUUCAUGUCUUUUGUUGGCAUGAGUGUCUGUGAUAGCACAGAUAACAGUUUUUCUUCACAAGAAGCGUUACGCAAUUUACAUGCAUCACAUUAUCAUUUGGUGUCACAGUUUCUUUUUCCAAGUUUUGCAAACAGCUGUCACUUUCUAUUCCUAAUGUUGCUUCUCAGCAAGUUAUUACACUAUUAAUAAAGGACAGAGUGUUAUCAACUUUGUGAAUGUUGCUGCCUUGAAAGAUAAAACUGUGUCCACUGAGCUGAGUAUUUUAAAAUGUUUUUUUUUUUUUUAAUCUUUCUCUCACGUUGUAUUUUACUACAUGAAAAUAAUAAGACAGAAGUGUUUUUAAGUUCUUACACUACACACAGAGUUUCUGUUCCUGGAAUUGCUGUGUGUUCAAUGAAUACAGACUGGAGGAAUAGUGCAGCUCACAGAUAUAACCUAUCUCCUUCAGGCUACUUCAUGCAAACAUGCUAAAUGUGAAUACAGGUUGAAGCACUUGAAAUUAAAUAAUUUCUCUAUGUUGCUUGCUCUUGCAUCUCAGUAGAGUAUGCUUUCAUAUGCUAUAAAAUCCAAUCUUUAUGAUUCAGUUGAGUUUCUGUGCUUGCUUCUAGAAGAGUUUCAUUAGCAUUUUGUCAUUUCCAUUUAGAAGCAUCCCAGACUACUUACAAAGCUUCCUGCACAGUAAUGGCAUUCUGUGGUUCCUCUCUACCUUUUUAUUUUGCCAUUACCUGUUGGCAAACCUGUUGGCUUGAGUCUUCUUUAUCUUUAGACUCCCUUUCAGUAGCAACUGGAAAGUUACUUCUUCCACGUAAAGAUGAUUUUACUGCUCUCCGUGCCCGUCUCCAAAUGACAAGAGCAAUAGAGUAGUAUUUAACUGUAAACUGCCUUCACAGGCUUCUCGGAUUUCAUACCCUUCUUUCUUGCUGUGACAGUGUGAGAAAUUGAACGUGUCCUCUUUAAUGGAAACAGCACAGUCUUGCAGCAGAUUCUUGAGGUGACAGCAUGCCACAAAUAUGUCACAAAUCUGUCACUCUUUGCCUAGACAGUUCCAAGCUAGUGCUUCAUUAGUCUAAAUUUUUACCCACUUCUUCAAAGUGUUUUAGCCAAAACACAAGACACCACAAGCUAACUGCUUUCUCCAGGUCAGUUUUCCAUGGAGACUGUUUUCCAUGGUGACAAUAAACUUCUACACUGACAUUUUAUUAACAUUUUGUACAGUGCUUCAAAUGGCGCUUCUCCUGCAUUUCAUUUAAGUGUUGUCUUUACUGCAGAUGAUCCACUGACUGUUUUGUCUGACAGUGCUGUAUCUGUUGUUUUAUUGUAGCUUCUGUCAGCCAUUUAAAUAUGAUAACUAUUUAACAUUUUUUUCAGAUCAAUUAUUCUGAUAGACUCCAGGUUCUGUUCGUGUCUCUUCUCUAUAUAUUUAAGCUUCUGUGGAGAACUAAUGGCAUGUCCUCAGAUAGAUAUUUUCUUGAUUCCAGCUAAGGCAUUACUUUAUACACUUUGUUUUCUGUUAUAUUAAUGUAUCUUUUGUAUGCACAGGAGGAUGGAAAGGUAAAAUACACUAGGAGACAAGCAUUUCUGAGACUUUUUCAAAACUGUUUUCUUUUAUCAUUGUGACAUUUUUUUUUUUCUCAUUGGAUAUAGCAAUGUGCGAGGGAAGGGCUUUGACUUAAACACAUGAGUUAGUGUUUAAAGCCCUUGCUAUAAGGCUGAGGCUUUAUGAAUGAGGAGAGAGAAAGAUUUGUACGUGCUGGGGCUAGAGAGACUUUUUCAGGACUAUGGGACCACGUUGCAAAGACUGGAAUAGGAAGCAAUAACUGUGUUCGUGCCAAGUUCUUGACGAGAAGGAGUGAUAAAAGAACCAGGGGAAGUAGCGGAGGUAAUUUACCCGGAGGAAAGUGUUUAUUUGUAGUUAUGCCCACUGCUUACCUUAGAUUGAAAGUAAUGCUGGAAUUAUUGAGUAGCUAAUUGAAGUGGAGGUUUUCAUGAACUCGAGAUGAAACUUGGAACUGAAGUAUGCAAUGCAGUUUUUAUUUUUUUUUUCUCUUUUGGCUUUUGUCUAGCAGUCCUGUUACAGGCUCUGGUAUUAAGUCUCAGGAAAGAUAUUGGUAUUCAGAAAGUACUAUGGACAACGUGAAAAAUGUUGAUAAAAGCUCUUAUAAUGGUGGAGCUCUGCUUAGAAUGGGCCUCAAUGAUAACAAGGCUGGAAUGCAAGGUUUGGAUAAAGAGAAAAUUAAUAAAAUCAUCAUGGAAGCUUCCAAGGGCUCCAAAUUUUAUGAAAAUGAGCUUAAAAAAGAUCAACAAGUUAACCAACGAAUUGAGAAAAUGAUGCAGCUUAAGGAGAAAAUUACACAACAACAGCUGUUGAAAGCACAGUUGCAGGUGGACAAACUUGUGUUGGAACUGGAACGCAGUCGCAACCUUAGUUGUACUAUUGUACACAUUGACAUGGAUGCCUUCUAUGCAGCUGUGGAAAUGAGAGACAAUCCAGAGCUGAAGGAAAAGCCUAUUGCAGUGGGAUCAAUGAGUAUGUUGUCCACCUCAAACUACCAUGCUAGGAGAUUUGGUGUACGUGCAGCAAUGCCUGGAUUUAUUGCUAAAAAGCUCUGUCCACAUCUAACUAUAGUACCAUUAAACUUUGAAAAAUACAGAAAAGUGAGUAAAGAGGUUAAAGAGAUACUAGCUGAAUAUGAUCCCCAUUUUAUGCCUAUGGGCCUAGAUGAAGCCUACCUGAAUGUAACAGAGCACUUGGAGGAAAGGCUUAACUGGCCUGAAGAUAAAAGAAGAUACUUUUUGAACACAGAAAACACUACAGAAAAAAAUAAAGAGGAUAUAAACAUACCUGGCACAGUUAAUAUAGAUGGAUACUCUUCUUCACCAGAGCUGUUUGAAGAUGGCACAUCUGUAAUGGAUGAUGACUCUGGACAAAGAGAUCAGUCACUGAAAAAUGUAGUUGUCUUUGGAACCUCUGCAGAAGAAGCUGUGAAGGAAAUUCGCUUUAGGAUUGAGCAGAAAACUCAACUGACUGCUAGUGCAGGAAUAGCUCCAAAUACGAUGUUAGCAAAAAUGUGCAGUGAUCGUAAUAAACCUAAUGGGCAAUGCAGAAUUUCUCCAGAGAGACAAGCAGUGCUAGACUUCAUCAAAGAUUUGCCCAUUAGAAAGGUGCCGGGUAUAGGGAAAGUAACAGAGAAGAUGUUAAAAGCCCUUGGAAUAGUGACUUGCUCAGAACUUUACCAGCAGAGGGCACUGCUUUCUCUUCUUUUUUCAGAGGCAUCUUGGCGUAGUUUCUUGGAUAUCUCUCUUGGGCUGGGUUCAACACAUUUGGAAAAGGAUGGAGAAAGAAAAAGUAUGAGCACUGAAAGAACAUUCAGUGAAAUUAGCAAGGCAGAAGAUCAGUACAGCUUGUGUCAAGAACUCUGCAGAGAACUUGCUCAGGACUUACAGAAAGAAGGACUCAAGGGUAAAACUGUUACCUUGAAGCUAAAGAAUGUGAACUUUGAAGUAAAAACAAGAGCUUCAACAGUGCUGUCUUCUGUUUCUACUGAGGAUGAAAUAUUUGCUGUUGCGAAAAUGUUGUUAGGAACGGAAAUUGAUAGCGUUGCUCCUCACCCUUUAAGGAUAAGACUUAUGGGUGUACGAGUAUCAGGAUUUCUAAGUGAAGAAGAGAAGAAAUACCAACAAAAAAGCAUUAAAAGCUUCUUAAAAUCAGGAAAAGAACUCGAUUUUUCAAGGCUUCAGCCAGGGAGAUCCAAUCAAGAAAAUCUCACAAAAAACUCAGAAGCAUCUUCCAGAGGGAGUUUUUUUGAUAAAAAGAGAGCUGCAAGGCAACUGAACAGUAAUAAUCUUUUUCCAAAUGAAAGUGUAGGUAAGCAGCACUUUCAUGGUGUAAAAUCAUCAGCAAAUUUUGUGGAAGAAGCAAACAAGGUCACAGACUUGCAGAAGUCUAACGUAUGUGAGAUUUUCACGUGCCCUGUUUGUUUUGAGGAACAAAGUAGUAGUAAUUUGGAAGAGAUUAAUAGGCAUGUUGAUGAAUGUCUUGCUGGCAGUCUUGUUGAAGAUACUGUGGAAAUAUCAAAAAAUGACUUAUCAAGAGAAAAUACUUUUAACUUCUUAUCACAUUGUAAAAAUGAAAAUAUUGAUGACUGUAAAGAAAAUGUAACAGAUCAAUUAGCAGGAACAGGCCAGUCAGCAAGUACAUCUGAAAACUCUUCUGGCAAUAGCAGAGAUAAAAAAUUCACUCAGAUAGUCUCAGAAAAACCUCACAGAGAAAAGCAGCCUGGUGAUCUCAUUGAUAUUCCUAGAAAUGCAAGCAUAAAACAAUGUCUCUCUCCGAAAAGAAAUUCACAAGAGAAUGCAGUACAGUUUGGAAGGAUGGAUCAUACAGAAGAAACUAGUUCAUCCUGUUCUUUUGAAGCCAGAGAAGACAGUGUUCUUGUUUGUCCAGUUUGUAAUUUAGAACAGAAAACCACCAGCCUUAUGUCAUUUAACAGACAUGUAGAUGUCUGCCUAAACAAAGGUCUUAUCCAGGAGCUGACAGAAAAAGAUGAUUGUUCUGCUAAGACUUCUGAUACAGAAAAUUCAAUCAGAGUUGGAGGUUUAAGCAGAGGACAGAAGUGCACAAAACCAUUACAAGGAACAAAAAGGUCUGGACUAACAACUUCACAGUCAGCAUCAAAAAAGGCUAAGUCAAUCGAUUCCAAGCGUACAAUUGAAAUGUUUUUUAAAUGACAGUGCAGCAGUGUACUUCAUAUGAAGUAUUUCUUACUGUCUUAUGACUGCAAAUUAAUUUAGCAUUGGUGCAGGCUAGAUUCAGAUGGAAUAUGGCUGGAUUCACAUUGGAGCCAUUGUAUCUUUGUUAUACUCUGUAAAAAGAAUGAUAUGUGAGGUAGAAGAAGAGAUAUAACAGGUAAUUUUUUUUUUAAUAAUACUUUUUUAGCUUAUGAAAAAUGUAAUUGCUAGCACUUAAGCGUUCUUUUAUAUUGAACAUGUGAAACUUUGUUAAGAGUCGCAUGCAGUCUCAUGAAUUGUCUUUGCUGUUCAACAAAAUAAAACAGGUUCAUUAGAGCUGCCAUAGAGCAAAUCUGCAUGUCAAGCACCUGAGAAAGAAGGUCUCAUGAGGCAGAGUGUCACAUUGUGCUUGCUGAUGUCCCCCUUCUAAGAUUUGACUUGCCACCCUCUCUGCAAGGCAGGGAGUUGGCAAUGAUAGUUGCUCAAGUUUAUACUUCCUCGGACAAUUGAACACCAAAUUAAUUUGAGUGAUAAUAUAGAAGAGCUAAGCUACUUGAUUUCAGUUCUUGUGAAUGUCUGUCUUGUCACUGGACCAAAAACUGGUUGGUCUUCAAAAGGCAAGAAUUCAGAGCUCAGCCAAGCUUUUAUUGUUACCACUGAAAAUUACUUCAGUAUGAGGUGAUGGACCCACCCCGAAGGGCUCUCUGUGAUGAGAUGCAGGAUGACUUUGCUUGAUACUAAAAAUGUUAAUAAACUGGGUGAUGAGAGAAGGAUUCUUCCAGGCUAGUUGAACAAAUGCUGUUUGAUCCUUGGCCUUUCCAAAGAGACUGAGAACCUCAGUUUUCUUUGCUGUUGUUAAAUCGGUACCUGUUGGUAGGGCUAAAUUUAAUAUAAAUCAAUGUGCAAUAAUAAUAUGAAUAUUGUAUAAAUACGUGCAAUAUGUUGAAAUGAAGUAUUCUUACUGUUUAUCUAUCUUUAUUUAAAAUUAUUCUCUGUUUUUAAAUAAAUUUUAUUUUAUGAGUACAUAAAUGGAAGAAGGAAGUUUUAAAGUUCAAAUAUUUGAAAUACUCUAUGAUAUUCUUCUGUUUACACCAAAUUGCUUAAAUUUAGGUAUUUUAUAAUUAAUUUAUGAUGAUAACAUCUUUCUUAGAAGUUAUACAUACAGUGACAAACCCAUGAUGAAAUAUGAACUUUCAAAAGUGGGUAAUCUGUAAAAUGACUAUGAUAGAAGCUUCUGUUCCAUUGCUUAACUAUAUGGGGAUUACUCUGUGGCUUACUUUUAUUUUUUUUUUUUUAAUAAAUGUGUAUUUUAUAUGUUUUAGAUGCCUAGGCUAAAUUCAGAAUGUAUUUUUUCACUUCCAGAUUUUCUGUAAUGAUUUCAGUGUCUCCUACCUGCUCAUCUCUGUUUGCCAGGUGCCACUGUACCUGCAGAUCUGUUAUUUGAAUUCAUUUCUCCUUAAUCUGCUCUGGACAAAAUAAGCUAGACAAGUUCAUACUAUGCUGCAGUCUGACAGUUGACUUUGUGCAAACGAAGUCAGUGAGCAAUCAGCAUUAGCUGUUCUGCUGACAGAGGUGGGAGCUGGAAAUUUCUGGUAGGACAGACAUAAAAAGAGCUGAAGGAGCAGUGAAUACUGUUUAAAAAGAAAAUGAGCACCUGUCCCUUUAUUGAUUUACAUAUGUCUAAUUUAAUAAAGUGUAGAAUCCAA
This is a messenger RNA of Gallus gallus (chicken), 8364 nucleotides long. RefSeq names its product DNA polymerase kappa (gene POLK). Gene Ontology annotation, cellular component: nucleus. The transcript has 15 exons. The coding region runs from base 3947 to 6658 and encodes 903 amino acids. The record is from RefSeq and is a predicted model, not a curated record. Gene Ontology annotation, molecular function: DNA-directed DNA polymerase activity; damaged DNA binding. Gene Ontology annotation, biological process: error-prone translesion synthesis. Lineage: Eukaryota; Metazoa; Chordata; Aves; Galliformes; Phasianidae.